Messenger RNA from Gadus morhua (Atlantic cod), 10445 nucleotides. RefSeq lists its product as uncharacterized. NCBI's taxonomy places the organism in Eukaryota, Metazoa, Chordata, Actinopteri, Gadiformes, Gadidae. The coding region runs from base 820 to 5991 and encodes 1723 amino acids. The transcript is spliced from 17 exons. The record is from RefSeq and is a predicted model, not a curated record. Gene Ontology annotation, molecular function: protein binding; guanyl-nucleotide exchange factor activity; phospholipid binding. Gene Ontology annotation, biological process: regulation of ARF protein signal transduction.
GUGUGUGUGUGUGUGUGUGUGUGUGUGUGUGUGUGUGUGUGUGUGUGUGUGUGUGUGUGUGUGUGUGUGUGUGUGUGUGUGUGUGUGUGUGUGUGUGUGUGUGUGUGUGUGCCCCAAGUGUUGUGAUGUCUGUAUGCUGGAAUCAUGUUCAGGUGGAGUUGAAGCGCUCUCCCGCAUAUUUCAUUCACGUACCAACUCGGUGAUCGUGAGAAGCCGCCCGCUGCAGGACCGUACUACUUUUGCAACCGUCCCUCGUCACAUUUAUCUGGAUCAUCGUAAACAGAGGGUUAUCGUUCCUUGCAUACCAAAAAGAGCUCAAGUGGGCUCGCGGAAGAAGGGAAAAAAAUGUGGACUGCAGUGGCAACAUCGGCGUGCAGCCUGCAGCAGAGGCUGGUGUAACAGCAUCAUCUCCGGCGCCACACUGGCUAUGCAACGUGCGGGCACAACUGCAAAGAUAUAACACAUUUUCUGGCAUGGAGACUCGCCGCCGGCUGUUGAAGGAGUCCUGUGGGCAUGCCUUCCCCAUGGCCCGUCUACUGGCCCAGUGCCUCUGCUCUGCAUGCCAUCAUCCAGGGGAGGGAGGAAGGAGAGAGGCCAUCUAAAAAUAAACCCCACUCCAGCACCAGCAGAUAAACAAGAAAACCAACUGAAAACAAAAAUAGACUAAACGAGAAAUAAAAGGAGAUACAUAGUGGUCGUUGUCUCCCUCUACCUGUACUUCUUCCUAAAUCUCUCUCUCCCUCUCUCCCUCUGUCUCUCUAUCUUUCCCCCUCUCUCUCUGUCACUCUCUCGGUCCUCGUUAUGCUCUGAGCCGAGAUCAUGUCCCAAUCUGGCAACGUCCUUCACAUGUACGUGGAGGUGAGGCCCGACACGGACCAGGACGCGGUGAAGGGCUUCGGGGAGGCGGGGGAGGCUGACGGCCAAGUGGCGGCUGUGCCGGAGGGCUCCGCCGAACUCCUGUCCCAGCUCGCCACGCAGACCACCUGCCAGACGCUCCCGGCGGCCCAGCGUCUGGCCCGGGAGCACGCGUACCGUCAGUCGCCGUCCAGACACACGGUGAGCUUCCAACUCCAGCACAAGGUCACCUCGCGGUCCCCGACGGUCCUCAAGAGGCCGAGGUUACCGGGGGACGGUGUCUCCGCCGCCCCUCAUCCCCCUCCCGCGUGCCAGCGGUUCGGCGAAGAGAAGGCCGGUGAAGGGACGCGCUCCGUGGUCACGUUCAGCUACGUCGCGAAGCCCAAUGUGCGUACGGUGGAGAGCCCCCGGCACCCGCGCUGUGAGAGGGGAGCCCGAGAGGACGUAGUCAACCCCUCCCCGUUUUGUAAAAGACUGAGCGAUUCCUCUUGGUGGGGGAGUCCGGAUUCCUCUCGCGGCUCUAGUCCGAAGCUGGCUUUCAGACAACCCGCUAUCGACCCCAUCGGCAGGGCAGCCACCCAGAGGGCCGUGGAAGAGUUUGGCUCCCCCUUACUGAGGAUCAAACUGGCCCAUGCGCUCGAGCGGGGAUCGACGUCGCGCUACUUCUCGCAGCCGCGGUGCCAGUCGUGGGCGGGCUCCCCUGUCCUGCGUCAGAACAACUGCAGGUCUCCCGUCGACUGUGUCAAAGACAGCAGCCAAGCUAACUGUACGCUUCCCCAGAGCAAAGUGACGGAGCAGCUCCCCCAGUCGAGGCAUCCCGCUUUGGGGACACCGACCCACCCGCGGCCCAGGUCUUGUGCGGGGCCUGAGAGCCCUAUUCAUUGGCCGAUGGAGCACAGAGCCCUAUCAGGCAGUCCGGCUACCCGGGGACAUCAUCACAAGGCCUGCACGAGGGUUUCCUCGCCCAAGGGAGCGAUUCUUCAACUUGGCAAUAAACUAGUGGAGGGCAUGAACCAGCUAAGCGACAGUAAAUCCUCGUCACCAGCCCCCAGCCCCGAGGCGGCCCGCAGGUUAGCCGUGGAGGUCACCAAAGUCUCCUCUUUUUUCACAGAGCCCAGGAAGGGCUCGUUGCAUAACGCUUUGGGUGAGCCCACCCGGGGGUCAAGCUCUUGUGAACGCCACGACCCGAGCCCAAACGCACAACAGGCCCAGCAGCAUCAGCAGACGCUCCAGAUGAACAUCCCCUUGCACGGGCAACACGCACCAGCAACCGACAACAUCGACUGUCACCAGCCCGAGAGCUCCAUCUCGCAGUCCCACUCGCAGGAGACCAACUCUCGCAAUAACCACGACACGCAGCGGGAGGAGGAGGAGGAGACCAAGCCCGAGGAGCGGGGGGAGCGAGAGGGGGGCGGCCGUCAGAGCUCCUCCCAGCAUCAGAGCUCCUCCCAGCAUCAGAGCUCCUCCCAGCAUCAGAGCUCCUCCCAGCAUCAGAGCUCCUCCCAGCAUCAGAGCUCCUCCCAGCAUCAGAGCUCCUCCCAGCAUCAGAGCUCGCCCACAGCGGCGCCCAGUUCUCCCGCCCUCCCUGCCCGGUUCUUCCGCCCCUCUCACCCCCCCACGGAGUUCUGCUCCCCCAUGAGGGACCCCCGGUUACUCCGGGCCGAGGUGAGGGCGCUGGACAGCCCCACCCUGCACCGGCGCCAGCCCCCGCAGUACACCGGAGACCCCUGGUCCGCCGGGGCCGAGCGGAGGGGAGGCGAGCCGCCGCCGGGGGCCAACGAGAGCGUGGACUGCACGGAGCUCUCCCGCAGGCUCUUCAUCCACCAGGGGGUGGAGGAGGCCCCGGUCAGCUGGACCUCCAGGCAGCGCUGGGGGAAGCAGCCGUUGGAGGCGGUGGCGGAGCAGGAGAGCCAGUGCCCUAACCCAGAGGCCAGCCCCGCUGCCGUCGCCGCCGUCGUCCCCGGGCGCGGACCCCGGCGAGGCCGCGGGGGGGCCCUGAGCCCCACGGCGCGGCAGAAGCGAGCGGAGCAGAGGAGAAGGGAGGCCCUGCUCCUGGGACCCGUGGCCUUGGACUCGGCGGAGGAGGACGAUGAAGACGAGGAGGAGGACGAAGAGGAGGAGGAGGACGGGGAGGGAUGUGAGGGUUUUUUGGGAGAGAGGCAGCUGGGGUUACCGCGGGUACAGGGGCCUCUGGAGGGGGAGCAGAACGGCGUGUUGGGGGGGUCGUCGUCCCGGAGCUCCAGUGGGGUGACGGGGAGCCUGGGGGACAGGGACUGCGUUUCCCCCGAGUCCAGCCAGUCCAGUCACCAGAGCAACGACACCGCCGCUGCCACCUCAGGAAUACAGACUGACAGUGGCUGUGCUGUUCCGGGGCCUUCUCUUCACUGUCAGAGGAUAGCUCGAGCCAAGUGGGAGUUCCUGUUCGGGACCCCCGUGGAGGAGGCUGCCAGCAGAGGAGACAAAACGUUCCUGGGCGCCUCCACAGCGCCCCCUAGUGGCGCCUCCAGCGAGUCCCCUACGCCCACGCAACUGACCACACCCUCCGGCCUGCCCCUCCUUUCGGCCAACCACGACGUCCAGCAAGUGGAGGUGGAACUGGUCACGCCCCCGCCGCUGACGGGCUCCUCCCCCAGGACGGGCAUCAUCGGGCGGACCCUCAAGUACUCGGAGACGGACCUGGACGCGGUCCCGCAGCGGUGCUACCGCGAGACGGACAUCGACGAGGUGCUGGCCGAGCAAGAGGACGCAGACUCCGCCUUCGGCUCCAACCGCAGCGUGCUGGGCGGCAGCCCCCCCGAAGGGCCCUGCUACGAGAGGUCACACGGCCCCGAGGAGAGGGAGGGGGAGGAGGAGGAGGGGGAGAAGGAGCCGGAGGUGGGAGGUCAGGGAGAGGUAGAGGGGGAGGAGGAGGAGGAGGAGGAGGAGGAGGAGAUGGUGAGCUGGGCGAGCGUGAGGAUGCAAGGAGACGACAGGAGGAGUCAACAUGCCGCCCAAGAGGAACCAGAGGUGUUUGGACAUCUGCUUAAGAGGCCCCUGGAAACGUUUUUCGACAACCACCACCCCGCGCUGAAGUCCCCCGUCCUCGUGUCCCCCCCCCGCCGCACCUCAGAGGACACCUUCAGCCGCCAUUUUGAGAGCAUCAUGGAGUCGGCGCGCGCCAAGGGCACGUCCUACAGCAGCCUGGACAGCGAGGAGCUGCUGGGCACCAGCACCCAGACGGUGCUGACCUUUGACCUGCCCACGCUCACCCCGGCCAUCCAGGCGCCGUUCGGCCACAGCGCGCGGCACAUGGCGCACCUCAGCCUGGCCCCGCUCGCCGUCGACGAGCGCCCCAGCCUGUCGGACUCGGCGCUCACGGUGACGGGCGACUCGGACGCCACGCGGGCGCCCUCCAGCGAGAGGCUGAGCAGCGGGUCCGAGGACACGCCCCGGCGCGGCGGGACCCCCGGGCCGCAGCUCGGGAGCAGCUGGUCCAGCAACUUCUCCCUGCCCAGGGAGAAGGCCCGCCUGGCCACGGACACGGAGCUGGACCAGGACCUGAGCGAGCGCCUGGGCCUGGAGACCAGCGAGACGCUGACCAACGGGAGCAGCCGGGCCGACCUGGAGGCGGCCAAGCGGCUGGCCAAGCGCCUCUUCAAGCUGGACGGCUUCCGCAAGUCGGACGUGGCACGGCAUCUCAGCAAGAACAAUGACUUCAGCCGAAUGGUGGCAGCGGAGUACCUCAGCUUUUUCGACUUCAAAGGGCUGGCGGUGGACAUGGCCUUACGAGCGUUCCUCAAGCAGUUUGCGCUGAUGGGGGAGACACAGGAGAGGGAGAGGGUGCUAACACACUUUUCAAGAAGAUACCUUGACUGCAACCCGGGCAUCAUACCGUCUGAAGAUGCAGUUCACACUCUGACCUGUGCUCUCAUGCUGCUCAAUACGGAUCUACACGGCCAAAACCUGGGCAAGCGGAUGUCCUGCUCGCAGUUCGUGGGCAACCUCGAGGGACUCAACGACGGCCAGGAUUUUCCGAAAGACCUUCUUAAAGCCCUAUACAACGCCAUCAAGAAUCAGAAGCUACAAUGGACACUCGACGAGGAGGAGCUGCGCAAGUCGUUCUCGGAGCUCGGGGACAGCCUCUGCGACUCCACCGCCUCCACCUCGGUGCGGCGCGUGGGCAGCAGCGGGAAGCCCCUGUCGGAGGAGGCGCACCACGCCUCGGCCUCGGCGACCACCGGGGCGCUGCUGUACAAGAACGGCUUCCUGGUGCGCAAGGUGCACGCCGACUCGGACGGCAAGAGAACUCCGAGGGGCAAGAGAGGCUGGAAGACGUUCUACGCCAUCCUGAAAGGACUCAUACUCUACCUACAGAAGGGAGAGUACCGGCCAGAUAAGCAGCUCUCGGAAGAGGACCUGAAGAACGCCGUGUCCAUCCACCACUCUCUGGCCAUGAAGGCGGCGGACUACAGCAAGAGGCCCAACGUCUUCUACCUGCGCACCGCCGACUGGAGGGUGUACCUCUUCCAGGCCCCGAACGCGGAGCAGAUGCAGUCUUGGAUCACGCGGAUCAACGUGGUGGCAGCCAUGUUUUCAUCCCCUCCCUUCCCAGCAGCCAUUGGCUCUCAGAAGAAGUUCAGUCGGCCGCUGCUGCCGGGGACCAUGUCCAAGCAGCCCGAGGAGGAGCAGGUGAAGUCCCACGAGGCCCGCUUCCGCUCCAUCUCCACCGAACUGGCCGAGCUGCGCUCCUACCCGCCCGACCGCAAGGUCAAAGGUCGCGACCUGGACGAGUACCGGCAGCGGGACGAGUAUUUGGAGUUUGAGAAGACGCGGUACGGCACCUACGUCAUGCUGCUGCGGUCCAAGAUCCGCGCUGGCGAGGCGGACCUCUCCCUGUUCGAGGCCCAGCUCCUGGAGGACGGCGCCCUGCAGCGGGCCCAGUCCAGCCCCACGCUGCAGGACAGCAGCCUGGCCAGUCAGGCCAGCAGCAGCGCCCGGGACACGGCCAACAGCAGCAAGGCCAGCGGCGCCAGCAGUGCCCACGGCGGUGGCGGCGGCGGUGGCGGCGGCGGCGGCGGCGGCGGCGGCGGCGGCGGCGGCGGCAAGCCUCGUGCGGAGGGCCAGAGGCACAGCUACCGGCAGGCGGUGAAGAAGUGAGGCUGGGCGGGACGUGGGAUGGGGGGGCGCCGGUAGCGGCAGGCCCGCCUUCCUGCAAGGGUGUUUUUAUUUUUAAAUCCCCUUUAUGAUCCGGUCAUGGGAUCCGGAAGCACUGCUUGGAAAAGGAGGGGGGAUGGGGGGGAGGGAUGGGAGUGAGGGUAGUCCACUCCACUCCUCCCUCCCUUAACCAACCCCCUCCCACCCACCUCCCGCCCACAACGCCCUCUACCCCGCACCCUAAUCUUCUCGUCCAAUAGGGGAGCUGCGGGGCCCUGUGACUGGUAUGGUGGCUGGCCAAUACCAGCGGGGUUGUGAAGUCAGGAGGCGGAGGGACAACGAAAAGGGCACAAGCCUGGGGGGGGGGGGGGGGGGGGGUGGGGGAGGAGCAUGGGAGACGAGGUGUCGCUCAGAAAGGCAUUGUGGGUGCGCUAGUGUACGGCACUGCGCUGCACUGACAGACUGUUCCAAGGAGUCAGAGACAUGGACCAACCGUUCGGGCAUCCUUCGCCGUUUAUUUAGUUCUUCUGUCACGGCACCUUCGCUCACCGGCCACUCCCACCUGCUGUGUUACCUGUGGCCUCGUGUGAACUCUGAUUUGGGACCAAACGUGUUUUGACGCACAUUAGACAUUGCAUUGUUCAGGUCGAGCCGACCGCCCACCACCACCACCACCACCAGUCUGGUUACCGAGGGGGGGGGGGGGGGGGGGAACGGGCCACCGAGCUCUGGCUCUCACGGAUGACCCCGGCCCACCGGAGGUCGUCUCAACAAUGGCGGUACCCGUUUCAGCCCUCCAGCUGUGUUCACAUUCCACGCCAGAGAGCCGACACCGAAGCUCCCCCCACCGCCCCCCCUCCCACCACGUAUCCCAACCGUAAGGCCGCAGGCGCUGGCUGGACGAGGGAGGGAGAGCGGGAGAAGACCCAAGGAUGAAUCUGCACAGUGUACAACACAUAUCAGAACACAUAUCAGGCCUGCGUUUGCAUCUUAUCUCUGGGGGGGGGGGGGGGGGUGGGGGGUGGGGGGCAUGGAGCGAGGAGCCGCUCUCCGCCGAAACACACUGGCGGGUCGGCCCCGAUGAGAGCGGGAGACGUUUCACCAUACUAUUAAUACACCACACCACACAAAUCGAUACUUAACGCGUUUCCACCCCAGACGGGCGCCACCAUCUUUAUCUCCUCCACCACUAACAGAUGUCCUCUUGUUCGGUCGCUUACGCUUUUGUCCCGUGGUACGCAUCUUCGUUUUUCUUCUUCUUCUUCUACUUCAUCCUCCACUUGUUCUUGUUCUUCUCCGUCUUCUGCUUCUCCUUGGCUGAAUAUUGUUUCCUCCAGUGAAUCUGCAUGCCUAUAUGCGACCCUGCAAGCUUUUUCUAUCCAGACUUUUUUUGGUUUUGUUAGUUUUCUCUUUAUGAGGCCAAUGUGAUGCAAAGCGGCAAACAUUGUUUUGGUUGUUUAGAGCCUUGUGGAUCUGUUAUCAUUGCGUUGUUUAGCUGCGUCCUGCGUGCACCUUCUUUGUGUGCGCGUGUGUGUGUGUGUGUGUGUCAGUGUGUAUGUUAAGCCCCCUGAUUUUGAUUGGUUCACCCUCAACACCCACCGGGCAGACCCUGAAUGUUCCUUGUUUUCUUUCCCCCCCCAGUAUAUUUUAUGGUGUUUUACAGUUUGUUGACGUUCAAUCCGCUCUACCUGUGCAAUGUAUUGUCAAGUGUACGAUGAACUAUGUUAUUGGGUAUAUAAAGGAAUAUGUUAUCCAUAUUCAUUGUUAACAUACAGGAUAUGUUGUAUUUAACUUGGCCACCUGCCAUACGCUUAUAUUGUAUAAUACCUGAAAGUAUAUCUACAAUAUACUCUGCGCAUUGUUGUGAAUAUGAAUUAGGUACACAUAGAGCUGACAUUCCUUGCCCUGAAAGUCUAUAAUAAGUAUUACAUGAUGAUAAUCGUGUCGAUAACAAAGCCAGCAGCACAAUGUUUGUUACAAGAAUGUUGGUGUACGUUACAAAGAAAUAGAUUAGAUUAAGUAUGACUUUGAAAGCGACUGUUGAAGGAAUUCUUACAGGAACUGAGGCAUGAGGUGUGGCAUUAUAAAUGGCAUCUGAAAUCCAGUUGUCAUUCUAUUCUUGGAAACUAAUGUAAAGUUGUGGUGAGAGAGGAAGACGAUACUAAAUCAAUCGCAUGGGGGAGGGAAGAGACAACCACUGGUUUGAACAGUGAGCUGCAUGUUCGUUGUAUGUCAUAUUCCUUUUUUUUUGUUGAUCUGAAACACAAGUAUAUUCGAUUUCAACACUUCCCCUGUUCUGUGAUAUUUUAUGAUUAACUACCGUUGAUUGUUGUAUGAAAUUCUCUACUCAGGCUUGAAAAUGUACGCCUUGGACGGCGGCAGUGUUAGCAUCUUACCAACAGGGGGAGAUGUGGACGACGGUUAUAUAACUUUUAGGGCCAUGACAACCACCUGCUAUGAUGCCCUGUUAAUGCACAUGCAUAGAAGCACUCACGUACGGAUGGAUAUUGCAGGUUUAUGAAACACAAUUCUUUUUUGCAGUGUGUGUGUGUGUGUGUGUGUGUGUGUGUGUGUGUGUGUGUGUGUGUGUGUGUGUGUGUGUGUGUGUGUGUGUGUGUGUGUGUGUCUGUCUGAAGGAAUGACUACUAUAUGUACACAACACGCGUGCAUGUGUGGAUGUGUGUGCGUGUGCAUUUGUGCUUGCGUUGCACAAGUGAGUGUGAGUGUGUGAAUGCUUUAUUUUAACCUCCAGCUAGGGUAUAUUUGGUCAUUGUAUGCAUGCUGUGUACAUGCUGGCUGUCUAUGAACAGCUUAUUUAACCUUGAGUACCUGCUAGCCAAUGACCACGCUGUGUCUAAUUAUAACUACCAUCCAGCAGUAUCUAUUCCAUUGUUGUUACCCAUGAAUACCUGCAGAUAACUUUUGUACAGUUUUUUCGGACAAUUGCGUAAGGGUCCAUUCUUUACUCUUGCAUGAUGUUUGCCCCCCAAAAGUCAGUCUAUUGCAUUAUUUGAGUUUAUAAAUAUACAUUUUGAUCUGCUUUUCUGUUCCUAUAAUCUCUCCUGUUUGACUCUUUCGCGUGUCACGACCUUGCACUCGUUCAUGCCUCGCGCUUUCGCUUUUAUUGUAUAUUCUCCCACACUAUAGCCUUGUUUCACUUGUACGGCUCUAUCAGUGAAGCUGAUAUUACUCCUCAUAGAGAUUAUUCUAUAUUGUUUCCAUUACUGAUGAACUCCCUUAAACGGAUUGUGUAUGUUGUUAUUACAAAUGUGUAUUUAUUGAUUUUGCUUUUUGUUUUUCACUGUGGCCAAACUGUUCAGGAGUGACCGGCAUGGAGUCCAGUUCCAUUUUAAACCCCUCGAAAGGGUGAAAACGUACCGCACUCCCUUUCUUUCCAUAUCCAGGUCAAUCAAUUCCCACCAUAGUGUUAAAACUUAAACACAGCCAUCCUUGUCCCUAGGUUACAAGAUGGCCGCUUGGAUAGAGCAGCAAGUCUCCUCUAUUCACAAACAGUCCCCUGCCAUGUCAUUAACUCUGCCUUUAAAUCUUUUGAACCACACCGGUGUUUCCAAUCUGUGUCGUCCCUCUUUAAUAGUGAAGGCGGGGGGGGGGGGGGGGGGGGGAGCUUUGUCGGCAUUAAGCAAUGAGAAGAAUGAGGAUAAGGAAAGUUUUCAUGUGCCAAAGUUGUUCAGACAAUGCCAUCGUCCGAUCUCUCAUUCUGUGAGUUGCAUGCGCACCAGAGCAAAUUGUUAUUAUUUCUUACAAUAUGUGAUGUGUUCAUCGUGUUCCACACCCACAUGCGAACACACACACACACACACACCCACAUGGCGUCUCACCUGCCGCUAAAUCUCCGGGGCACUGGUGGCUGGUUACCGCGCUGACGCUUGGCACGAGAGAUAAGCCCAUCGCAUUGUCUUUUCAGAAACAUACCUGGGAAACGACAGCUGCUCGUCUCUGCGGUUGUUCCUACCCUUCUCCCUCUCCCCCUCCAAUCACCUUAAUUUCUGAAUGUAAUGUGUAUGUACUUGCAUAUUUAUAUGAAUAUAUAUAUAUACAUAUAUAUAUAUUUGAAGCACGGGACAUUGUGUUAUGGCCUGCUUCCAUCAUAUAAGAGGACUCAAAGAAUGGUGAAACAUGAGGACUCUGGUCCUGCAUUUCGUGGUCAUGUUCUUUUCAUUUCUUUUCCUCCAUAUGAAUGAAGGAAAUGGCUACAUCAAAUGCUGUUGUGUGCUGAUGAUGUGUUUUGUAGAACAGAAGGUUCAUUAAACGACGUUCACAUGUAGGGCUCUUUACUAUUACAGUGUUUUAAGUCUGGUGCAGGUGGGGCAAUGUCAUUUUACGCGAUAUACAUGAGCUAUAUGUUUCACUGCCUUGUUAAAACUCACGAAGGACAUGUUGUUUUGCUUCUUAUUUUUGGAGGCAUAGAAGAUUAAAAUAAAAGUGUUUUCAAAGGU